Molecule: messenger RNA, 570 nt
Organism: Stylonychia lemnae
Lineage: Eukaryota; Ciliophora; Spirotrichea; Sporadotrichida; Oxytrichidae
Source: the annotation of a GenBank genome assembly
AUGGGAGGAAAAAAGAAACCGAACAAGGGAAAAGGAGAUGCAGAAGAUAAGUAUGAUCCAGCUCAGAUGACUAUCAUAUUAUAAGCUUAGGUUUAAUCUCUCAAGGAGAGACUUGUACUCGAGCAAGAACGUAAAGAUAAAAGCAGAUCUACUGAAGAAACCAUCAGGUAGCGCGAAAGAGAGAUGUGUGAAAGUCUUGAGGAGCAAUAAAAGAAGACAAAACUUGUUGUCAAUGAGAUGACAGAGCAGUAUAAGAGAAUGGAAAAAGACUUACAAGAGAAGAUAGGCAAGUUACACAAUCAAGUCACUGGCUAAGAAGAUAACAUCACUCAACUUAAGCACGAUCUCACCAGACUUAAUAAUGAGAAGGAGGAGAUGAUUUCAACAAAAGAUGAAGAAAUAAGAGAGCUUAAGAAGAGAAUUGAUGAAAUGAGCAGUGACUUUGCUGAAAUGCUUAAAGAUACUCUCACUAAGAUGCAAGAGAGAAUCGAAUUCGCUAAUAAAUAAUGGGAAGAUGAUAAUGAUGCAAACAUGCUAAAGAAAUUUGAAGAGAUGGCAUCAGGGAGAUGA